This is a messenger RNA of Ochotona princeps (American pika), 1294 nucleotides long. Its product is annotated as alcohol dehydrogenase class-2 isozyme 2. Gene Ontology annotation, cellular component: cytosol. The transcript is spliced from 9 exons. Gene Ontology annotation, biological process: formaldehyde catabolic process. Gene Ontology annotation, molecular function: zinc ion binding; S-(hydroxymethyl)glutathione dehydrogenase [NAD(P)+] activity. Lineage: Eukaryota; Metazoa; Chordata; Mammalia; Lagomorpha; Ochotonidae. The coding region runs from base 1 to 1140 and encodes 379 amino acids. The record is from RefSeq and is a predicted model, not a curated record.
AUGGACACCAAGGGCAAAGUUAUUAAAUGCAAAGCAGCCAUUGCCUGGGAAGCCGGAAAGCCCCUUUGCAUUGAAGAGGUUGAGGUAGCUCCCCCCAAGGCUCAUGAAGUUCGAGUUAAGAUAAUUGCUGCUAGUGUGUGCCAUUCUGACACCUAUGGGAUCAACCCUGCACUGAAGGAGGCCCAUCUCCCAGUUAUCAUUGGCCAUGAGUGUGCAGGAAUUGUCGAAAGUGUUGGGCCAGGAGUGACCAACUUCAAACCAGGUGACAAAGUCAUUCCCCUUUAUUUACCUCGUUGUAGAAAAUGCAAGUUCUGCCAGAGUCCACUCACAAAUUUUUGUACAAAGUUCAGUGAACUGAAAACCCCUAUCACUGAACAAGAACUAAUGGAUGACAAAACCAGCAGGUUUACCUGCAAAGGAAAAUCCAUUUACCAUUUCCUAGGAGUCAGUGCCUUCUCUCAGUACACUGUGAUAAAAGAUAUUAAUCUUGUCAAAAUAGAUGAUGAUGCAAAUUUACAGAGGGUUUUUCUGAUUGGAUGUGGCUUUUCUACUGGCUAUGGUGCUGCAAUCAACGAUUCCAAGGUCACCCCUGGGUCUACCUGUGCUGUCUUUGGCUUAGGAGCUGUAGGUCUUUCUGCUAUAAUAGGUUGUAAAACAGCAGGAGCUUCCAGAAUCAUAGCCAUUGAUAUCAACAGUGACAAAUUUGCAAAAGCCAAAGCCCUGGGAGCCACUGACUGCCUCAAUCCUAAAGAACUGAAUAAGCCUGUCCAGGAUGUCAUUGUUGAAAUGACCAAUGGAGGUGUGGAUUUUGCUAUUGACUGUGCAGGUGGAUCAGAAGUCAUGAAAGCAACUGUGGAAUGCACAACGGUAGGCUGGGGAUCCUGUACUUUUGCUGGAGCCGGUUUGACUGACAAAGGAUUGACUAUUUCUCCAGUGGAACUAAUAAUAGGCCGUACCUUAAGAGGAUCAAGUUUGGGCGGUUGGAAUGUAGACACCAUCUCAAAGCUGGUUUCUGACUACAAAAAAGGGAAAUUUGAUCUGGAUGCAUUGGUGACCCACACCCUGCCAUUAGAAAAAAUUAAUGAGGCACUGGACCUGCUGAAGCAAGGGAAAAGCAUCCGAACCCUCCUGACCUACUGAAGAUGUCUGGAGCAAUCUGAAUACCAUGUGACUGAAUAUGAACCUGCCGAAUUGAUACCUAAAAUAAUUAACCAAGGAUAUUUACAGUAAUGUCUCAACAUGAAACAGCUAUUAACAUACAGCAUUUGUCACCAUGAAAUAUGCUAAUGAUUUC